This is a messenger RNA of Racocetra persica, 335 nucleotides long. The record is from the annotation of a GenBank genome assembly. NCBI's taxonomy places the organism in Eukaryota, Fungi, Glomeromycota, Glomeromycetes, Diversisporales, Gigasporaceae.
AAUUAAUUUUUGAGGAUCUCUUCGCUACCACACCAUUACUUGUCCUUUCUGAACCUUGUCCAUAUCUGGAAUUUCAAGAUAAACCCACCCAAAUUACUGUCACCUUUGGAAAAUUAAUAAGAGCCAAGGAUACAAGAGAUCAAAUCGGCACUCUUGUUCAUACAUUUUAUCUUGAUGCAAUCUACUAUCUAUUUGAACCUUUUGGAAUAGAACAAAUUUAUCGAACAACCUACCUUAUACUUCUUAUGAUUAAUAAACUCAAGGCUGCCAAAUUUAAUCAACUUCUACAAAAACUUCCUGUGAAAUGGGCACUUUUUAGUAGGAAAGAAUUGUGA